UGACGUGCAGUUGUGCACAUCGCACCUGAAUCGUUGUUGAUCGCGUAGCCAGCGCGGACGGGGUUGACACGUGCGACGACGGUACGGAAUUGCCGCACAGCUGAUGGCGACUCCGAAACAACGAUGGCAGGCGAGGACGAGUGUCUACUUCAGUGCCUCGAAGAAAAAAUCGCCAACGGUCGCGGUAUGGUUGAACGACUGCGACUCGUGGACAGGAUCGAUGGGAUCGACAAACUGAUACGGAAAAUCCAGCAGGAAAUUAAAUUCCUGGAAAAGGUACAAUGCACAGGAAACGUGAAGAAAGAACAUCUACAGAGCACAAAUCUGAUUCAUCUCAAUGCCAUGGUGGAUCGAUUGUCAUGCGCAAAGGACCCCAUCAGCGUGAUGAAACCUUUCAAGUAUCAAAAAUCACGUUUGGAGGUUGAUAUAGUAUGUAAUAAUGGUGCUUCAUGGGUAAAGGUUGUAGCCAGAAAUGCCAGGGCUUUAACCAUGAUAUCGCUCGGUAACGGUGAAUACGGACAAAAGUCUGUUAUGGACCAAGCUAACGCUUAUCUGAUGUGCAGUAAACGUCACCUGUAUCACUACAGGCCACCGGAUGUCGUGUUUCACUUUGCCUGUGGCAUAGAGAUUCCUCUAGCUCUACGUUUAGAGCAAAUGGGCAUUAUAGUCGAAGGAGACAGGAUAGAUGCAGAUGAUAAGAACUUGUGCACUCAGUACGAUAUAUCAGAACACGAUGAGCUGGACCAUUCCGUGGAGCCUGCGAAAGAUUCCGAGAAGGAUUCAGACCUGCAGUCGCUGAAUACGUCUGCGCUCUCGACCGAGAUCAAACUGCUGAAUCUGGACGUGUCGACAUUGUUAGCUUAUGUUACAAAUAUGUCCAACGGACAUAAUAAUUACGUUUAUCGCGAGCCGUUGCUCACGCAGCAGGCCGAAAUGGAGAGAGGACGUCCCAUAAAACCGAUCCUGGAGGAUUUGUUUCGCGACAAGGAACUCCUCGUUUGUCGGACGGCGUAUAACAAUUUUAUGAGUAUCAUCGACGUCAUCGGUGGUCCGAAAGAGACGGUGCGUGCGCACGAGCUGCUGAAGGAAGCUCGAAUCGUCGAUGACGUACCCACUGGACGAAUUAUGGGACUACGCUUAGGCGGUAAAAUCAAAGAUCGCUCACGACUGGUCUUCGCAACCGGCGAGAAUAUGAAAAGCAUUACCGUUUCUGCUAACGAAGGAUUUGUAAGAGCGGCGCGUAUGCAGGGUGUCGAAUGUACGGUUUUCCUACAUGAACCAAGAUCCCUGUCAGAAAUCAAAGAGAGUAACGCCACGAGUAUAGAACCAUCUUGAUAUUAUUUAAUAUAUAUACAUAGGCAAUUACCAAGAAGAAGCAUGCUAAGAUGUGAAAUAUCAGAUACACUUGUAUCGAUAAUUUAUCGCGUUCUUAUACAUAUUAAAAUAAUGAUUACUCAUUAUUUAUGCGGAAAAGACUCGUUCUGUCACUGCUCAUCACUGCUGAUCACCUGAUGAAUAUUCAAAUCAAAUUUGUCGAACUCCGUCUCCAGAUUUUCUUCGUAUUCUGUAAAAUAUAAAUAUAAAAUAAAUUGUUUAUAUAAAUAUAAAAUCAAUAUAAAAAAAA
Messenger RNA from Ooceraea biroi (clonal raider ant), 1624 nucleotides. Its product is annotated as UPF0415 protein C7orf25 homolog. The record is from RefSeq and is a predicted model, not a curated record. NCBI's taxonomy places the organism in Eukaryota, Metazoa, Arthropoda, Insecta, Hymenoptera, Formicidae.